Messenger RNA from Symbiodinium natans, 762 nucleotides. NCBI's taxonomy places the organism in Eukaryota, Dinophyceae, Suessiales, Symbiodiniaceae. The record is from the annotation of a GenBank genome assembly.
AUGGGAAGCGGGGCGCAGUCGAAGUUGUCCGAAGCCUCCGAGGAGGAGCUGGCGGGUGUUUUCAAGGACCUACCAGCUGAGACCCAGAAGAGCGUCGAGGAUGCCUUCAAAGCGGCGAAGGCAGAAGCGGCACCUGGGCUGGCAUGCCGCUCGGCAUCCGGCGAGGUGACGCUGCUGCCAUGCACGCAGACAUGGACCUACAAGGAGAUGGCUGCCGCCUUGCGGGAGAAGCAUCCCGAACUCAAGACCCAGGUCAUCAAGUUUCUUGUAGCAAAGGAGCCCAUGGACGAGUACAAGACUGUAGGCGACCUGGGCUUGGAGAAUGAAGUGGAGUACACGGCUUCGGAGUUCUCCUACGGGGAGAAGAUCAGCAUGGAGGAAGCAGUACCGCUCAUUGAGGAAUCCUGCAAAGGCAUGGACGCAGUGGACAAAAACGGCAUCGCGGAGCUUAAGGCCCUGAAGAACCCCCCAGACGUCAUUAAGCUUGUAGGGGAGGCCGUGGCUUGCCUUCUGCAAGCGCCCCACAAGACUUGGGAGGACGUGAAGAAGAUGAUGCACAACACCGACUCCUUCCUGCAGCAGGUUGUGACGUACUCGAAGGACGAAGUGCCUCUCGAGGCCCUUGUGGAGCUUCAGUGGUAUUUGAAUCAUCCCAGCUUGGAGCUCGAGAAGAUAAAGCGCGCAUCCGCAUGUGGGACGGGUCUGAUGGAGUGGGUCAAAGGCAUCGCCGCCUACGCCAUGAUCAAGAAACGUCUGAGUUGA